Molecule: messenger RNA, 2988 nt
Organism: Stegastes partitus (bicolor damselfish)
Lineage: Eukaryota; Metazoa; Chordata; Actinopteri; Pomacentridae
Gene: ripk4
Product: receptor-interacting serine-threonine kinase 4
Exons: 8
Coding region: 38-2482 (814 amino acids)
Biological process (GO): protein phosphorylation
Cellular component (GO): cytoplasm
Molecular function (GO): protein kinase activity; ATP binding; protein binding
Source: RefSeq, a predicted model, not a curated record
ACGGAAAAAACAGGAAUUUACUGGUGGGUUUCUCAACAUGGACAUGGACGUCCCGGAUUCCUCGCAUGGGAAUAUGGGGCUGUUAAGGACCUUUGACUCCUCUGAGUUUGGCAGCUGGGAGAAAAUAGGCUCAGGUGGAUUUGGACAAGUAUACAAAGUCCGGCACGUACAGUGGAAAACAUGGCUGGCUAUUAAGUGCCCUCCCUGCCUUCAUGUGGAUGACAAGGAGCUUCUGGAGCUGCUCGAGGAGGCCAAGAAGAUGGAGGCGGCCAAGUUCCGAUACAUCCUGCCUGUGUACGGGAUCUGCGAGGACCCCCAGGGCCUGGUCAUGGAGUACAUGGAGACCGGCUCCUUGGAGACCCUGCUGGCCACCGAGCCGCUGCCCUGGGAGCUCCGCUUCCGCAUCAUCCACGAGACUGCAGUGGGAAUGAACUUCCUGCACUGCAUGAGCCCACCGCUGCUCCACCUGGACCUGAAGCCGGCCAACAUCCUGCUGGAUGCUCACUAUCAUGUCAAGAUAUCUGAUUUUGGUCUGGCCCGGUGGAACGGUCUGUCACGGGCCGACGACAUCAGCAGAGACGGUUUCUGCGGCACCAUUGCCUACCUGCCACCCGAGAGCAUCAUAGAGAAGGACAGAGUGUCGGACACCAAGCAUGACGUAUACAGUUUCUCCAUCGUGAUCUGGGGGAUUCUCACACAGAAGAAACCCUACCAAGGAGAGAACAAUAUCCUGCAGAUUAUGGUGAAGGUGGUGAAAGGGGUGCGUCCUGACCUGGGAGCAGUGCCACGAUGUCGACCUUCAGCCUGCACCGGCUUCCUGAGCCUCAUGCAGCGCUGCUGGGCCACAAACCCUGCAGCCAGACCCAGCUUCCAGGAAAUCACAUCUGAAGCUGAGGAGCUCUGCUCUAAACCUCAAGAGGAGCCCAAGACACCAACCUUAUCGACAUCAGAGCCAGAACCCACAUCCCCAAACGCACUCAGCAGUAACCAGGGUAAUGACAACAAACCGGUACGUCCAAAAUCAGCCAUGUUGCCAGAAAAAGACUACAGUCUGUCAGAGUUGCUGAGCCAGGUGGAUUCUGGGAUCUCCAGGAGCUUUGAUCGGGUGAAGGAGGAUAGCUGCCACAGCAAAGAGAACACAUGCAAGAGACUGUCGGGCAUCUCCUCUGCAGAUUCAGCCUUUUCCUCUCAAGACUCCAUCACGCUGUCUUUUGAGAAAGAAAGUACAUACGAUUCUGCAGAAAUCCAGAAGCGAAAGCUGUGUGAGGCCAUCAGGACCAAAGAUACUGCCAAGCUGAUGAAGAUCCUCCAGCCUCAGGACGUCGACCUUCUCCUGGAUGGAGGAGGCAGCCUGCUGCACCAUGCCAUCACCUUGGCUAAUGAGGAGGCUGUCAAGUUCCUCCUCCUGAACAAUGCCAAUCCCAACCUUGCAAACGCUCGAGGCUCCACCCCCCUCCACCUGGCCACAGAGAAGCACCUGAAGCCGCUGGCAGAGGUUCUGCUUGGUCGGCGCAGCACCAAUGUGAACGCCAAAGACGAGGACCAGUACACGGCUUUGCACUGGGCAGCUCAGAAUGGGGACGAGGCCAUCACACGCCUGCUGCUGGACCGGGGGGCGGCCAUCAACGAAACCGACGGUCAGGGACGCACGCCGGCUCACGUGGCCUGCCAGCACGGCCAGGAGAAUGUGAUCCGGGUGCUGCUGAGCCGCGGUGUUGAUGUUCGAAUCAAGGGCAAGGACAACUGGACGGCGCUUCACUUUGCUGCCUGGCAAGGGCACCUGGGCAUCGUCAAGCUGCUGAUCAAGCAGGCCGGUGCCGACUUGGACGGCCAAACGACAGAUGGCCGCACGCCGCUGCAUCUGGCGUCCCAGAGGGGGCAGUAUCGAGUGGCCCGGAUCCUGAUUGAGCUCGGGGCAGAUGUCCACAUGACAUCCGCCGGGCUAAACACACCGCUACACGUGGCGGCACAAACGGGUCACACCAGCACCUCUCGCCUCUUGAUCAAACACCAGGCAGACAUCCACGCCCAGAACACCCAAGGACUCACCCCCCUCCACCUUGCCUCCCAGCGGGGCCACCUGGCCACGGUCAAGAUGUUGAUAGAAGAGGGGGCCGACCCCUACAGAGCCACCCAGGCCCUACGCACCCCCUGCCACAUGGCGGCAGAGGGCGGACACUGUGAAGUCCUGAAGGAGUUGCUCCUUCACUGUCCGGACGGCGGCACCCUGUCGGACGAGCAGGGCCUCAGUCCGCUACACCUGGCGGUGCAGGGCGGCUACUCGAACGUCAUCACGCUGCUGCUGCCACAGGACUGCCAGGACUUAGCUACAGAGAGCUCAGUGCAACCAGCAGCCGAGGAGCCUGCACCACCAGAGGCUCGGCAGCUCCAGAGGAAAGUUGUAAUUCUUAAACUGACUGAGCACAACAACAAAGACUGCCCACAACCCACCAGCUCACAUUGUUCUUCGGCACCAUGCUAACAAGAGCAAAGACAAAACUGUACACAGCUAUCUUUCGUGGGGUUUUCUUUCCACUCCUCUGCUGCCCCAAGAGUUGAGUUGGUUCCUCCAGUCUUCUAGUCUUUUGGACUUCAAAGCCCGUUGAAUGCUGUAGGUACUUCCUAAUAGUUAGAAAAGCUUGGAUGUAAAUAUGUACACUGUAAAUAGAAAGUAUAAAUACUCCAUUGCCUCUGAAUUUAGGCUUUUGUUUACUUUUUUACUUAACAAGCAUUUUUUUUUUUUUUACGUAACAAGCACAUGUUGUGUCUGGAGGUUUAAUUUGGUGCGUCCUUCCGGGACCUUUCGCUGUACCACGCUGCAGCUGGUAUGCCUGUAAAUUAUAUUUAAUUGAGUAAAAACGUCAGUCACAAGCUGUAUUAGAUGAAUGCUGUAGUUCAUCAGAGCCAUUGUAUUUACAGAAAACGCUCAGUGUUCUGUACCUGUUACAUAUCGCUGCUACGGCAUCCAUUAAAACAUUUUAAACCUUU